Laccaria bicolor S238N-H82 is the source of this 1254-nucleotide messenger RNA. RefSeq lists its product as uncharacterized. The transcript has 4 exons. Lineage: Eukaryota; Fungi; Basidiomycota; Agaricomycetes; Agaricales; Hydnangiaceae. The coding region runs from base 1 to 1254 and encodes 417 amino acids. The record is from RefSeq and is a predicted model, not a curated record.
AUGCAAGAUUUGCCAUACGACGUCUGGCAGGUCAUUGCCUCUCACAUUCCAGCGAGGAGACUAUGUGCUUUAUAUGAUGUCAACAGGCCGCUGGUCUUGGCCUCCAUGAACAUUCGAGACCCGUUCGUUGUUAAACGUGUUCGUUCACUCGUCCUGGGGCCUUCCUUGGCUGAAGAAUUGUUUGAGCCGCGGGGACGGUGGGCUAAACCGGAGAAUCCCUUACUGCGAAUGAGGAACGCCCGAGGAUACUUCAAGCAAGGGAUAAGCUCUGGCGACGUCAUUGCAAAUAUGGUCAGCGUAGUGCGAGGUUUCAAUGAUAUUGCAGAGUUGACCAUCGAUUCGGAUUCAGACACGCUUUUCCCUCUCGUCAGAGCCAUCCUCGACUCUUCGCGCACAAGUCUUCUCAAACUGAAGAUCUCGGGAACACAUGUCUUCGUCCUAUCGUUUCUUCCGUUGGAACUUACGCUUCCGAACCUCAUACAUUUUGAUGUCACAUUGGAGGAACCAGGCAGUUGCACCCUGGAUUCAACCCCAACGCCACUUCUCAAGCAUUUAGCAGCCUUCAUUACCACCCAUGCAAACACCCUUCAAUCGGUAGCGCUGGUCCUUCCAAAGCCCCUGGAUCCUACAGAAAUCUUUGAUCCUCUCCUAGAGGCAUUGAGCCGCAUUGCUCACCCCCGUGAUCUCAGAAUGGCUUUACCAUUUCAUUCAAUACCAUCCUCCAAACUGCGAUCCUUGGUAGAAUCCAUUGGCAGCAGUCUUCAGGAUCUCUGCUUACGCACCAGAUACACACCAGCCGAGGAAAACAGCGUGCUGUCCUGGAUCCUAACCAAGCUUGACCUGCGUUACGACGUGUCUCUUACUUACAAGGAUUACGACUACGAGACCUUGCUCCACUUUUUGGAAUGCCAAAACACGAUCAAGUGCUUGCACCUCGAGGUGCCUCUUCUUGACUCUCGUCUCCUCACCCAACUUGCGAGGAACUUCGAGAGCCUUCAAUGGCUUUAUCUGACGUUCUGGCACGUGGAACUGCAUACAGAAGAAAGGGACCCAGAGAAAGUGCGAGCUAAUCCAAUUGCAUACUUCCGUGCAGAUCUUGACGAAGAGGCACUUGGAAAAUGGACUUUGAGACAUCUCCGAAUGGCUUCCCCUCGUUUCUCGAGGAAAGUCGUCAAGAUGUACGCGAACUCUGUUGCGGGGGGCUUACCAAAACUUGAAAGUUGGACGUCUUUUCGACGACAACGACUUGUUUAA